Messenger RNA from Polyodon spathula (Mississippi paddlefish), 1356 nucleotides. Its product is annotated as carcinoembryonic antigen-related cell adhesion molecule 20-like. NCBI's taxonomy places the organism in Eukaryota, Metazoa, Chordata, Actinopteri, Acipenseriformes, Polyodontidae. Bases 18 to 1268 code for a protein of 416 amino acids. The record is from RefSeq and is a predicted model, not a curated record. The transcript is spliced from 10 exons.
GUGUCUUUCACACGGCAAUGGAGAACUCGCAAGCAGCACUUCUGACGCUGGGGCUCCUGCUGUUUCUAAAAGGUUGUUCAGCUUUGGAACUAAAACCUGUCACAGACCCUGUAAUCAGCGAGGUUGGAGGCAAUGUACAGCUGCAGAUUAAACCCCCUGGAGUUGUAGCUGCAGUGGCCUGGUUUUUUAGCCCUGCAGUGAUCCCUGUGGCGUCAUGGACUGGAUCAGCCCCAGUCAUAUUCCCGGGAUAUGUGAACAGAGUCACCCUGAACACAGCUACAGGGUCACUGGAGCUCAGAUCAGUGCAGCUCAAUGACACUGGAGUGUAUGCAUUUCAGAGCACUACCGUUGUAUCAGGAACUUUAGAAUCAUUCAAUGGAAAUGUUAACUUGGGAGUCUAUGAGCCAAUAACUAAUGUAAAUGUGAAACCCAGCCUUGCACAACCAAUAGCAAACCAGACUCUAAACCUGACCUGCGAGAUGUUUGGAUCACAGACUAUUUCCUCAAGGCUCUGGCUGAAGGACGGUCAGCCCUUGUCCACAAGUGACAGAAUAACAUUGUCUGUGGACAACAGCACAGUCUCCUUCAAUCCAGUGCUGCAGUCUGAUAAAGGCACAUAUCAGUGUAAAGCUGAGAACCCUGUAAGUGAAGUGACGAGUGCUGGAUACAGAUUGGAGGUCAAUUAUGGACCAGAGCAGGUAUCUAUUACAGGACCAGACUCAGCAGUUCUCAAUUCCUACGUGACAUUCACAUGUUCGACUCAGUCUAUCCCCCCUUGUAAUUACACCUGGUAUUUCAAUGAGACAGAGGCUGCCCAGGGCUCACAAUACAAGAUCGCUUCUGUAAGCAAUGCUGAUAGGGGAAGUUACACCUGUGUAGCAUGCAACUCAGUGACUGGACGAAACAGUUCUGCAGUAAAGGAAUUUAUCGUGAUUGAUAAAGAAGAGCCCACAGGUUCGGGGUCCUUGUCUUCAGGAGAGAUCGCUGGAAUUGUCAUGGGCACACUUGCAGGGGUCACUGCCGUUGCUCUUGGGGUGUAUUUAAGUGUUAAACUAUGCAGGAACAAUCCACAUGAUCUCAAACCUGCUCCAGCUCAAAGCAGUCCAGGUGCUGUCACUUAUGAAAAUUGCAAGGUUCCGAAUGCAUCAGCAGUGUAUGAGAACACCAGUGCUGUCCAGAGAGCAGGCGAAGCAAAAAACCCGGACAGCACAUACACAGGCUUACAGUUUCCUGAUCAGUCCACAUACAGCACCUUGAACAGAGCUUGAUUCAGGAAACAACCCAACAGCAGCACAGCCUGUGACUUGAAGAGUAUUUUUGAAAGUUUUUAUUUUCAAUAUUUUUGUUUUCUGCACC